AUGCCGGCGGAAGAACAACCACUUUCCACCCAACUCGUCCAACGCCUCUUGACGGAGAACUUUGAGGAAAAAAAGACCAGAAUAUCCCAGCCGGCGUUGAACGUGGUAAGGGAGUAUACCAAGAUAUUCGUACGCGAGGCGAUCUGGCGCGCCGCUGCUAUUAGGAAGGAGGAAGGUAAUGAGGGCGGGUUGAAGAAUAUGAGCGCUUUUCUGGAGGUACCAAUGAGAAGUUUUUUCUUUUCUUUUCUUUCCCCCACCGUCCUCCAAAGUCAGGGUAAUGGCUAAUACAAUGGGGGAAAUUACCAGGUGGAGGAUUUGGAGAAAUUGGCGCCGCAAUUGCUGUUGGAUUUCUAGAGGCACAUGUCAGAGACGGAAUUUUCCUGAAGGGUUAAGGGCACGGGGAGGGUAGCGUGGGGUGUAUGAGCUUCUAGGGUAUGGGUGGUAUGGGGAUUGCAGCGUUUUGUUUCCUGUAGAUAGGGAUUGCCGACACCGGUCCCGCAUCUGGCUGGCUUUUGGGUCGGGUAUUGCAGCAACGCUGUGCUCGAGUACAAGCAGCAGCGGGCUGUAUAUUAAGUACCUGGUCCUUGCAAUGAAUCCCUACUCGACGCACAGUACUCGCACAGUACCGGGAUUCGAUAUUGAAAUUUCCGCCCUAUUUCGUGCAUCAGCGGUCAGGCAUGUUCUGGAAGGUUUGGGAUAUAUUGUUCCUAAACGGAACGUGGGCGUUUGGUCUGGCUGAUCACCGAGGUCUGGGGGGCGGGGCUCUAGGGAGGGUUUGGAAUAUAUUAUUCCUAAAAAGAACGUGAUCUAGCUGAUCCUCGGGAAUCCGGUGCGGGAGACUCUCGAUAUAAGAUAAGUCCUCACAUAAGUAUAUGGGGGCAAGAGCUCGAUACGAGGGAUCGAGACAUCGCCCCCGAAUCACUACACCGACCAAAAUCCUUUUCGAUUAGAGUAUGUUACCGCUACCACGUAAGAAAGGAAGUU
Messenger RNA from Tuber aestivum (summer truffle), 984 nucleotides. The record is from the annotation of a GenBank genome assembly. Lineage: Eukaryota; Fungi; Ascomycota; Pezizomycetes; Pezizales; Tuberaceae.